AUGGUGACAUCUUGGCCACCAAGGGGUCUGGUGGGCGGUGGUGAUGCGUAUGAUGCGGGGCGGGUGGUGGUGAUGUGCAUCAUUGUCUCAGCACUUGUCAUUCUGCCCGUGCAACUCAGCAACAUCUCCAACCUCCUCGCACACAGGCCGUAUGGUGGAAGGUUCUCAGCAGCUUCCGCCACGGGCAUGCGGUUUGUGGUGCUGACGGGGCAGCUCUCUCCACUCUCCAUCCAGCAGUUCCUUGCUGAGCUGUACCACCCACUACAUGACAAAGCUCUCAUGAUCUCCUGGCUGCGCUCAUCCUUUUCUGCACACCCGCUCACCACCACUCUCUCCGCCCCACCUCCAAACCUACUCCAAUCACCUCCCACCCCUAAUCACCUCCCUCUCCCCGUUCCCCCCUCCAGCUUUGAGCUGCGUGCUCUAAUCACGGAAUACCACGGUGCAGUGCGGUUCAUUCAGGGUUCGCCCAUGACGCUCUACGACCUGCACCGCGUUCAAAUCGCCCUCGCUUCGGCCGUCUUCAUCCUCCUCCCCUCGCUGCAAUCCGUGAGUCCUCCCACCUUCCCUCCUUUUGAGUAG
Closterium sp. Yama58-4 is the source of this 582-nucleotide messenger RNA. The record is from the annotation of a GenBank genome assembly. NCBI's taxonomy places the organism in Eukaryota, Viridiplantae, Streptophyta, Zygnematophyceae, Desmidiales, Closteriaceae.